Molecule: messenger RNA, 1029 nt
Organism: Penicillium cinerascens
Lineage: Eukaryota; Fungi; Ascomycota; Eurotiomycetes; Eurotiales; Aspergillaceae
Exons: 3
Coding region: 1-1029 (342 amino acids)
Source: RefSeq, a predicted model, not a curated record
AUGUCUCCGCAAGACACCACCGGCCACCCGGCCGAGGACAAGCUCGAAGGCUUGUCCAAAUAUCUGAAGCGCAUGAAGACCGUUCUGCGCCCGCGGUCCGGCUCCAAGCGUCAAUCUAUGACCAUAGCCCCCGAGGUCACCGGCCAAUCCAGCACAACAGCUACCUCAGCCAUAGCCACGGCCCCAAAGCCAGUUGUUGAACAACCCGCUAUGCUAGCCAACUACAGCGUCAUCCAGCAGCAAAAAGCACGCACUCUCUUCGCCAAAUACGGGCUCACCCUCGAGCCCGAAGAGUGGAAGUUGCCCACCGAUCUUCAGCUCGCCCGAGUCACCAAGCCGAUCCGAAUGCGCGUGCGCCGCACCUGCCACCGCUGCGACACGACCUUCGGCCCAGACAAGGUCUGCGUCAACUGCCAGCACCCACGCUGCAAGAAGUGCCCCCGCUUCCCGCCUCAUGAGCAUAAGGAUGCCGAGCAGCCGCGGAUUCCCAAGCCCAAGAUCCUCGAGAUCCGCGCCCGGCAGUACGGCGCCCCGUCGCUCAAUCAGCACUUCAUGUUGACUGGCGACCCCAAUGCGCCUCUGAAAAUGCAGUCGCGUUCAAGCGGGCAGGAUCUCAUCUGCAAGCCCGUGCGGCAGCGAGUCCGGCGAUCCUGCCACUCUUGUGGGAAGGUGUUUGCCGGUGGAUCCAAGGAGUGCGAGUGCUGCAAACAUAUUCGCUGCAAGAAGUGUCCCCGCGAGCCGCCCAAGCCGGAUAAGUAUCCUGAUGGCUAUCCUGGCGAUGUCGACCCACCGGAUCUGCUUAAGCUGAAGCCCGAUCGCACUUUCAGAAAAUCCCGCCGUCGGGUCCAUUACAUAUGCCAUGUCUGCGACACGGGAUAUAAUGAAGGCGCCAAUACUUGUGGAAAGUGUGGUCAGGCGAAGUGUGCAGAGACUAUACGAAUUCCACCAAAGAAAGUCAAACGAGAUCCGGACCCCGAAGUCGUACGGCGCGUCGAAGAGAGAAUAGCAGCCUUGAAUAUCCAGGAAUAA